AUGCUCUUCUCGGCCACCCUCAAUGCCUCGGUCGAGGAUCUGGUGAAGCCAGAGCGCAUCCACGCAAGUCCUGUGAACGCGGUUGCCCAAACUCUGGAGCAGGAGUUUGUGAAGGCACCCUCGGAGGAGCUCCGGGAAGCAGCGCUGCUGAGUCUUGUGACCCGAAACUACAGCACCAAGGUCAUCGUCUUCUGCUCGACGAAGGAGGCGGCCCACCGCAUCGCCAUCGUCUUGGGCCUCUGCGGCCUCAGGUUCGCGGAGAUCCACGGGAACCUCUCCCAGGGCGAGCGCGCGGCGUCACUGCAGCGGUUCCAGCAGGGGCAGGCCGACUUUCUGGUUGCCACCGAUAUCGCUUCCCGCGGCUUGGACUUGCCCUGCACCAAGACCGUGAUCAACUUCCACCUGCCAGUUGAUGCUGGGGCCACAGCUUAUGCCGGCUUCAAGGCCCUCCCAUGCUUCAGAACUCACUGA
Molecule: messenger RNA, 471 nt
Organism: Symbiodinium natans
Lineage: Eukaryota; Dinophyceae; Suessiales; Symbiodiniaceae
Source: the annotation of a GenBank genome assembly